AUGGGGGAUGUAUCGGACAUCCUCGGCGGCCUGAGCGGUGCGAGCGGCGGCGGCACGACCCCACCACCGUCCAAGGGCUCUGUCAAAGAAGAAAAGCCAAAGAACAAGUUCAAAGGAUUGCAUCGUGAAGUGCUACUACUACAAGAAAGCAAGCUCGGAGGAGGGGUGUCACCGCAAAGUUUGGGACGUCGCAACCAUGUCUCGAUCAUGCCAGGAAACAACCUCCCCAUGAAGAAGUCGCUCUUAUCACAAAGACCUGGGCUCCGGAACAAGUGGGUGCGACGAGAUUUCUUGAAUGCUGCGCGAACGGAUGGCCUCGUCCUGACCCAUUGGGUCAAGUCGUCACUUCCCGAAACACUAGAAUACCCGUUUGCCCGCUUCAACGUCACAAUUGACCUCCCAACAUGUUGUACAAAGGACGAGUUCGACAAGAUCCUUGGUCCCGAUCGCGAUCCGAUGAUUCCAACGCCGUGGACAUUCUCUGACACGACAUACCUGUGGGAGUUAUGCAAACGCUACGAGUUGCGGUGGGUUGUGAUCGCCGAUCGAUUCGUCGCGCCGUCAAAGGUACCUCGGUCCAUGGAAGACAUCAAGUACUGGUAUUACGAAGUCGUGCGCCUACUCGCUGAAGCGCGCCAGAUCAAGCGCGACCACGUUGAAGUCACCAAGGUCGAAGUGGCCGCGACAACACCUGCACCAGUCGCCGAGCCCGCCCCCACCGACGAGAUCAAGGCUGAACCAGUGGACGAUGAAGCCAAGGUCUCGAACGACGCUUCAAAUUCAUCCCCCAGUGGCCCCACAAGUACACCUCAAUCCGCACCACCGCCAUCGUCCCAUCGCUUCCCGAUUGCGUACGAAAAGCACCGCAAAGCAACGCUCGAGCUCCUGUUCAACCGAUCGAACGCUGAAGAAACCGCGAUCAAGAAGCUGCAGGAAGAACUGCGUCAAGUCGAGCAGCAACUGAAGAAAGCAGUGUUGAAGGUCGAUGCCAAGAAGAAAAAGGAACUUGCCGACGCACGGACCCAGAUCUCUUGCGACGUGCCUGGCAGCGGUGUGUACUUUCGCAGCACGUCGCAAGUGCUGCCAGCGCAAAAGAUGGGGCUCAGCGCGAAACUCGUCAAGAAGAUGUCGCUCAUGCUGGAAGAGUUUGGGGUGCCCGCGCGGCCGAUGCCGACCAAACCAGUGUGCGACCUAUUCGACAAGCUGCGGCAGGACAUCCUGUCGCUCUUUGCGCUGCGCAAGGCACUUGCAGCCAAAGUCCACGAGGUUCAAGUCAUGUCAGACAAACUCACGGCCCUCACAGGAGUUCCGCAUGUUCCGCGCGCCACCGUCCACAUUCCGGACACGUUUGUCGCGGCAGAUGCCGCCGCAGGAACUGCAGGUGCUCCCUCCUCUGCCGCAAGUACACUCGCAACGCCAUUGUCGGCUGCUCCCGGCCACUCGUCCAAAAUUUCGCAAAAGGGCGGGUCGGCACUCAAACGCAAGGUCUUGGUGUCGGCGGCGGCCCCAGGCAGCGGCGGCGCGGCAUCGGGCAAACGCCCCAAGAAGUAGUUCGAAUCCUACGAUCUUUUUUUUGCUCUCUUUUUUGGCGUUGACAGGACGACACCCUCGCACGUCGUAGUUUCUUUUUUCUUUUCUUUUACAUUCUUUUUCUUUUUUGCGCGCAUGUCAACGCCGCUGGAUGCAGCGAGGAAGGUGUCCCGCAUGGAGUGAUGGGCCGUGCGAAUGCACAUUCCGGCUUAAUAGCCGUAAGGGUGGUAACCAGAUCCACCCAUGCCGCGACCCCCGCGGCCCCCGCGACCACGACCGCCUCGACCCCGAGGAGCGUACCCUCCUCGUCCGCCACCUCGUCCACCGCGGAAACCGCCGCGACCACCGCGGCCGCCACGUCCUCCGUAGUUGUAGCCACGUUCGUUGACACGUUUGGGAGUCACUUUGAGCUGUCGCCCGCGGAACGUCGUAUCAUUGAGAAGCAAAGCGCUUUCGACGGCAUCGUGGUUUGCAAACUCAAUGUACGCAUAUCCCUUGGGCAUCCCCGUGAAUUUGUCGCACAGGAUAGUCACGCGGUUGAUUGUCCCGCAGCUUUGGAAUAGUGCUUGCAGUUCUUCCGGUGUAGAUUCGUAGUCGACUUGUCCAAUGUAGAUGGAGUUCUCGUCAAUCACCGCUUGCUGCGCCGCGGUCGGCGCUGCAGGGGGUUGGUGUUCCUUUGGAAUUUGCGACUGGACGUGGCUGUGCAUUUGGUUGAGUUUCUGUGCCUCCUCUUCCAUUUCCAGCACACGUCGCUUCAUGUCUUCGAUUUCUUGGUCCACUUCUUGGCCUUCAUUGCUCUCGAUUGCCUCAGCUUCGGCGGCGAGUUGGUCGACUUCGUGUUCGGCGUCCAUGGCGCAGUGUGUGUGGGGGUGGUGGAUAUGCG
Molecule: messenger RNA, 2413 nt
Organism: Aphanomyces invadans
Lineage: Eukaryota; Oomycota; Saprolegniomycetes; Saprolegniales; Verrucalvaceae
Exons: 6
Coding region: 1-1551 (516 amino acids)
Biological process (GO): chromatin remodeling; DNA repair; negative regulation of transcription by RNA polymerase II
Cellular component (GO): nucleus; NuA4 histone acetyltransferase complex; Swr1 complex
Molecular function (GO): transcription corepressor activity
Source: RefSeq, a predicted model, not a curated record